AUGGCAUCUGGCCAAGAGAAGGAUAUGGCAAGGGAGGAAGGGCCCACUGCACCUAAUGAGGUGGUGAACAAUGCUGCUGACAUUGACCUCAAUCAAGAUGAGGCAAUGGAUGACAUUGAGCUGGAUGAUAUUGAGGACUUGGACCUGGACCUUGGAGAUGAGCAUCACCAUGGUGAAGCUGAGAACCAUGAUGAAGCAGAGAACCAUGGUGAAGCUGAGAACCAUGGUGAAGCUGAGAACCAUGGUGAAGCUGACAACCUUGGGGAAGAGGAUAACACCGGUGGAAAGGAGGCCAAUGGUGAUGAAAAUGACUUCACUGAGGGUGAAGGCAUGACUUAUCCUAUUUACGAGGAGAUUGUCCAACUCCAGGCUAAGGUGGCAACUCAGAAUAUCACCAUCCUGCAGCAGCAGACGUCCAUUGAUGGACUCAAGAAGCACACUCGGAACCUCGAGGCUAGGCUGAGCAUUACCAUGAAGGAGUUUAACCAUCGCAAGACGGAGGUGCAGCCUUGGCUUGAUCUGGUGAAUGAAACCAUGAUCCUUGCGAAUGUGCGUCCUGAGGCUCGCGUUACUGCAGCCACUCGUGCAUUGGACGAGGUGGCCCGCAGGGCAGUGUAUGGCGCUAAGAAGCAGGCGCAUGGAUCAUUUGGGUGGCCGGAGUUUUGCACCGCGCUGAAAGAGGCAUUCAUGGUCAAGAAGUCCGACCUGGAACUGCGCGGACGCCUUGAGCAUAUCAAGUGUCAUGACCGUCCGGUGCAGGAAUAUGCGGUCGAGUUGGAGGCCGCAGCACGCUCGCUCCAGAAGCCCUUGUCUGAGGAGGAGAUGAUGCACCUCUUUAUGAAAGGCCUCCCUGUCAACCUGCAAGAGGCACACAUGAUCGGCGGCAUGACCAAUUGGACGACUUACAAAGAGCUGAAGGAGCAGGUGAUCAAAACUGACACCGUCAUUCGCACAUAUAUCCAUGGUCCUGCAAAGGCGGACCAGCAGCCCCGUGCUGAGGGCUCCGGUGGUCGUGGGAACCGGCCCCAGAACGCCAAUGGCGGAGGCGGUUCGAAUAAGCGACCUUUCCAGCAGCGUGAGCACCAGCCUGGACCACAGGCCAAGAGGGCUAACGGGGGGGGAGGUCAUGGCCCUAACAAGCCGGACUUCUCCAAGAUGCGGUGUCACGGCUGUGGAUUUAUUGGACACAUCCAAAAGCAGUGCCGUAACAAGAACUAA
Messenger RNA from Closterium sp. NIES-65, 1218 nucleotides. The record is from the annotation of a GenBank genome assembly. NCBI's taxonomy places the organism in Eukaryota, Viridiplantae, Streptophyta, Zygnematophyceae, Desmidiales, Closteriaceae.